Aureobasidium subglaciale EXF-2481 is the source of this 1929-nucleotide messenger RNA. Its product is annotated as glycoside hydrolase family 18 protein. Gene Ontology annotation, molecular function: chitin binding; chitinase activity. NCBI's taxonomy places the organism in Eukaryota, Fungi, Ascomycota, Dothideomycetes, Dothideales, Saccotheciaceae. Gene Ontology annotation, cellular component: extracellular region. The coding region runs from base 277 to 1452 and encodes 391 amino acids. The transcript is spliced from 3 exons. The record is from RefSeq and is a predicted model, not a curated record. Gene Ontology annotation, biological process: chitin catabolic process; carbohydrate metabolic process.
AUCAAACUAGCAGUGAUUAACAAAGUUACCUCGUGAUCAGUGCGAUAGACGACAACCUGUAAGGAGGAAGAAUAUGCCGAGAGGAGUGAAGCCGGGAUUGAUCGUGGGACGAGAUGUGUGGAUGACGAUCUUUCGCGUCCGUAUUGGGCAAAUUAUGAUUCCUGCCGCACAUCCACACCUCGACAGCAUGACAUAGGACAAGCCUCCACAUUCAGAACGUCCGAUAUUGACAAUCCACACUGCCAAAUUCCCACGUAUAUACCAACGAAACUCACAAUGCGCACACUUCUGCUGGCGCUGGUCGCUGCCCUAGUUUGUACAUGCCAGGCCUCACGUUAUGUCCUGUACGUUACUGGACAGCAUCCUGUCUUCCCUCCAGUCAACCAGCUCGCGGAUGUGACGCACGUCGCAUUGGCUUUCAUGAAGUCAUCAACAUUCACUGGAAAGCGUCCCUCCACUUGGCCCCUUUUCACGUCUGUCAAAAGUGUUCGCGACAAGUUUCCCGAGAAUAGAAAAGCUGCUGUCAAGAUCCUCAUUGCUAUCGGUGGUUGGGGUGAUACAAAUGGCUUUUCAGCAGCUGCCGCCUCCCAGAUGGGAAGAAGGGCUUUUGCCGAAAACGUCAAAGCCAUGCUCGAUUCAACCGGCGCUGAUGGCAUCGAUCUGGAUUGGGAGUACCCUGGAGGAAAUGGAGAGGACUAUAAGAAAAUCACCAACUCUGAAAAGAGCUGGGAAGUUGGCGCCUAUCCUAAGUUACUGGCUGAGAUUCGAGCCGUCGUAGGCCCUGACAAGAUUAUGUCAGCAGCAGUCCCGGGCAAGCCCGUCGACAUCCAAGUAGCGUUCACAAAGGACACCCUCGCCGACGUUGUAAAAAGUCUCGACUUCCUGAACAUCAUGACUUACGACCUGAUGAACCGCAGAGAUAAUGUCACCAUUCACCACACGGGUAUCGGCAACUCACUUAUUGCCAUAGACACAUAUCUGACGAAUGGCGUCCCAACUGAGAAGGUGAACCUGGGAUUUGCCUGGUAUGUCAAAUGGUUCAGGACAGAAGGCGAAUGCGGCCAGGAACCGCUAGGCUGCAAGACAGUGUUGAUGGAAGACCCAAAGACUGGCAAUGACCUUGAAAGGUCGGGAGCGUUCUCAUGGCACGAUAAGGUGCCCAAGGAGCUCGAAAAAUCAUUCCACGCUGCUUUGAACAACAGAAAAUGGGACAAUGAUGGUAACUAUUACUGGGAUGCUCAAGAGAAGAUCUUCUGGUCAUGGGAUACACCUGCGAGUAUGGCGGAGAAGUUUCCGGCUAUAGUAAAAUUCCGCAAGCUCGGAGGAGUCUUCGCAUGGGGAUUGGGAGAAGAUGCCGAUGGUUUCCUCCACCUGAAGACUAUGAACGCCUUGUUCAAGAAGUACCUCAAGCCCAAGCCAAAAAGCGCUCGCAAAGAAAAAGACGAAUUAUGAUCGAUCUUUCACAGCUGAAGAUAAAGCUCACGCCAGGCUGAUCAAUCGAAGUUUGAUAGUGGUCUCGAGACCGAGAGAGCCAAAAAUUGUUUACUAUAUCAUAUGCAUCACCAAGAGCUCGGCAACCAGAUGUGCUGGUGAUACGACGCCAGGCAGGCGUGCCCUUUCCGAUUCCUGGUACUUGAGCAAAGUGGAGGUCGUCUGCCACGGCGCCUAACGUAACACAGGUAGUUUUUCUAUCACACUUCUGUGGUACGAUCAACUGGAAAAUUUAACAGCAUGGGAGGCAGUCUGCCGUAGUGAUGGAAGAUGUGACAGCCGUAUGCAUAUGCCCGGACCCUGCUCGAUGACCCAAUCACCUCGUCUCUCCUAGGUUGAACGAUAGCAAUGGAUGGAAGUAUUGAUCACGUAGCAGUCAUCAGAAAGAUUCCAGAUAUGAUCCAAUCCUGUGUACUCUGUCUGCCGACAAAGGCGUCU